Molecule: messenger RNA, 4043 nt
Organism: Fundulus heteroclitus (mummichog)
Lineage: Eukaryota; Metazoa; Chordata; Actinopteri; Cyprinodontiformes; Fundulidae
Gene: rab22a
Product: RAB22A, member RAS oncogene family
Exons: 7
Coding region: 357-941 (194 amino acids)
Molecular function (GO): GTPase activity; GTP binding
Source: RefSeq, a predicted model, not a curated record
AAGAAAAAAAAAAAAAAGAGAAAGCUUUCCAGUCGGGUCACGUGACCGCACGCCGCCAUAGUUCAAGAUGGAGGCCGUGCUUGUCAACGGCUUCGCCGUUAGCUAGCUAGCUGCGUACGAUAAUGACGGUGUUUAAUGACAAAUGAGGGACUUUUAGGCGUCUUAAAGCGUACAACCAGGAGAUUUUUUAUUUUAUUUAUUUUUGCCUAAGUCGGGAUGCGGAUUUACAGCUUUUGAUCGCCAUGACGCGGUAGUUUCUUGGUAAACACGGACCACCUGAAGAGUAUUCAGAUAAGAGACAGAAAAGUCAAUGAUCUUAAUCAUUAAUCGUUAAUCCCGUUUGGAGAGACAUCGAUAUGGCGCUGAGGGAGCUGAAAGUUUGCCUUCUAGGGGAUACUGGAGUAGGAAAGUCGAGUAUUGUUUGCAGAUUUGUGGAGGACAGCUUUGACCCAAAUAUCAACCCAACAAUCGGGGCAUCGUUCAUGACCAAGACCGUGCAAUACCAAAGCGAGCUGCACAAGUUCCUGAUCUGGGACACGGCAGGACAGGAGCGGUUUCGAGCCCUGGCGCCGAUGUACUACAGAGGUUCAGCAGCAGCCAUCAUCGUCUAUGACAUCACAAAAGAGGACUCCUUCCAAACUCUGAAGAACUGGGUGAAAGAGCUUCGCCAGCACGGCCCUCCUAACAUAGUGGUCGCCAUUGCCGGCAACAAAUGUGACCUGUCGGACGCCAGAGAAGUGCUGGAAAAGGAUGCCAAGGACUAUGCCGACUCCAUACACGCGAUCUUUGUGGAAACCAGCGCCAAGAACGCCAUAAACAUCAACGAGGUGUUUGUAGAGAUAAGUAAGCGGAUCCCCGUUGCUGACGCUGCAGGAGGAACCUCAGUCAGAGGUUUCAAACUGGGACGACAGGCCUCGGAGUCUCGAAGGACAUGCUGCUGAUGAUGCCGGCGACUGGAGUCAACACCACCUGAGCCCUCACUGUCAGCAUCCCGCUCCCGGUGCGCUUCGGCGUAAAGACUCGCCACGCCAUCAGCAAAAACGCCGCCGCAGCACCACUCCGACACGGUUUUCUGGCUCUCCUCUAAAGCAGAUCACCGUGUUUCGCGCUCGAAACGCUCGCAGAAGAAACGUCUCAGGUUUAACCGGACGUUGCCAAAAACAUUCAUACUUUAAUGGAGAGAUGGGAAAGUUUCAAGACUCCUCCCCCUCCCCCCCGGACGUCAGAGGUCGUUUAAAUUUGUACAUUUGUAAAAAAAAAAAAAAAAAAUCUGUCAACCAAAAAUAAUGCAUUGAAGUAAUUUAACCUUUCAGUUAUUUUUAAAAAAUAAAUGUAAGUUAUCUUUUUAUAUUUAGAAGAAAUAUGAAAACAUAUCUCGCUUCAUGAAGGAUCCCUGCUCGUUGUUUUUAUGUGUUUACUCUGUAAUUUAUUUAUGUAAAACAUUUUAUUGCCUGAUAGUUUUUUUGUUUGUUUUUAAACAAGGCGUCACCCCUAGAAGUUAUCUACAGGCCAAAGACAGUCGUGUAUAAAACAAUGCAGAAGCGAAAGAGGUGUGGGAGCCCAGUUCCUUCACAGCGAAGGAAUAGUUCAACAUUUUGGCUAAAUUCUGUUACUGUCCUAAAUGUGGGGUUCGUUUCCCGCCGUAUCAUUCAGACAGAAGGAGACCAACCCGCAUUUAAAGCGUUUGUCUUAAUAUAAUCUAGCCCCCGUGUUAGAAGUCCUUGUUAUUGGAAACUCGUCUUGUCUCUUUGGUUUUUGAAGAAUCGUCUCAUCGGCGCUUGUAAGGUUCCUGUGAAUAAUCCGUCGUUGCAGUAAUUGAACAUCUUUGAUGGGAAGAACGUUGAAUGCAGAAUCCCCGUGCUUAAUCAGCGCUUUAAACGGUGGCUAAUUAUUCCACGUUAACGCGGCCAUCUCCUGCCAUCUGUUCUGCAUUUCCUCCUCAUGGUCACAGAGGACGCCCUCCGUUGCACACGCGCGCGUUAAUUGUUCAUCCUUCAACGGCGUUUAAUGAGGGAAGCCGCUCUAUGCCAGAUUCUGUAAUAGUCCGACAAAGAUGUUUUCAUCUUUUCCCUUUUUUUUUUUUUUAUGUAUUAUUUAUUUUUUUUUUACCUCAUCAGCACUGCCUUGAACUUCCAAGAACCGUUUUACUACUUGGCUUGUGAUGAAUAUGCUGAGAUCUGGAAAAUUGGCCUCGUUUAACGAAAAGAGCUCAGAUCUCAUGUUAGCAAGUUAGCAGGUUUUACGGGCGGAGAGUUAGACGCGGCUCUGCGUCGGCACGCCGACCCCUCGCUGACUUUUAUCCGCGUUCGACCCUGAAUGACGGUAGCUGCCUUGCUCCAGAGUUCACGAUUAGAUUUUCCUUUCUUUCACUGAUUGUGCCUCGUUUUUCUUUAACGCCAGGGCCUUCCUUCGUUGUAGUACAUAUUUUAACUUUAGGAUUUGGGAUUUUAAUUCUGCAUUGCAGUGGUAUAAUGAUUCAUCCUUUCAUACAGCACUAACUGGACUUUGUAUUGUUUUUUUGCCCAGUUUGUUCUUUAAAUCAGGGUCAAAACAAAACGGAAAGAGAAACCGAUGUUGACAUAAUGAGACUAGAGGUUCAGAUACACUGAGCAGCAUUUUACUUAUGUUACUAUCAAUAUAGACCUUUUUGUCCUUAUCGAUUUAAAUCAUGAUUUUUAAUUGAUAAGCUGUGUACUAGGCAACAAUUUAAAAAUUUUCUGAUUUUUCUGAAUGCCAGAAUUUAAAGUAAACGUUGUAUCAUGGUUAUGCGCUCAUUGUUUCGCAACACCCAUCAAACUUAAUAGCACCCCUGGUACAGAUAUGUUAAGAAAAAUGUAUUUAAAGAAUCAUAGAGACUAAAAGGACCUCGGUCCUCGUUCGUCAUAGUUUCCAGUUGUAUUUCUCUGACACUCUUACACUUUAUAAGCAGGUUUAAGCGAGUCGUCAUUUUGUUCUAGCGACUUUCUAACGCAAUCGGGAGAUUGAACUUUGCCUCCUUUUCAUAUAUUUAUUUCACAGGUAAACAGUGGGGGGGGGAGCAAAUGUAAAAGUUCCUAAACACUCACUUUAAAUGCUUCAGUUAAAUUUAUUAUGUAAAGUUGGUGUGGAGUUCAUCACAUUGUGGUACCAGUGAUUUUGAAUUCGUCACAUGGAAUAUUUCCUCCCCACUGUAUUAGUGUACUCUAAUUAAAAGCUUGAGUUUUCGAAAGUUUUAGUGAGAUUAGCCUGUUGCGAUUAAAAAGAAUAAAAAAAAAGAUUAUUUUCCAGCGUUUCACACAUCCCAACCAGCGGUGCUAAUAAGUGAAUGGCAGUGUGAGUUAAUUGAAAGUCCCAUGCCGUCUGAAAAUCAGAGAAAAUGCUUUUAGUCGCCUCGUUAGUCUUCAUCACAGCUUCAGGAAACAUAUUGGAAAGGGACAACACUUUAGUUGUUUAAAAGCUGCACUUUGACUGUUAGUUAUUCCAUCACUUCAUGAAAUCUUUGUGAACUUUUUUAUGUCCCUCGGUUUGUAUUUCCUUUUCUUUUUUUUAAGGUUUUCACUCCUUUGGUUUUACUUCUGGUGCCAAAGCCCUUUCACUGAUUCACAUUUACCCAUCAUAGCUGUUUGUUACGAUAUGAUUUUAUUAGUUUUUUUAUUAUAACACAGAUAUCUUCUCUGAUUAGUUCACAAAGAAGCAUUAUGCAGUGACAUUUUUUAAUGCACCAGUUUUGGUUUCUUCGUUGAAACUUCAAAUUAACAAAAAGUCUUGGGCUGGCCCUAAGAAUUUGAUUGAUUUGUAAUAUGUGCAUUUCUACAGUGAAGAUAUUAGCCAUCGAUUUGCACACAAGUUAAUGUCUAUACUCGUAUUUUGUGUUGUUUGUGCGAAAACAAUAUCUCUCUGUACGCCAUGUUGGGUACAUAUAUCUGCAGUGUAGUUACCAUAUUUAGCUUUUUAUUUUUUCAUACUGAUUGUAACAAAACACCUGCAAAGACAUGUUUGCAGUGUAAGGCCAAAUGUGUGAAAAAAGGGAAUAUUUGACUAAUAAAACUGAUUCAAAAAAUGAA